AAUCAAGUGAUAUUAGUAAAGACUCUAGUGUUAAUACACAAGAAGGUUCUAGCAAUAAUACAGAAGAAGGUUUUAGCAAUAAUACAGAAGAAAGUUUUAGUAAUAAUAUGAAUGAAAAUUUGAAUAUUGAUACAAAUAAACGUUUAAAUACUUAUAUAGUGGAAGAAAUCAAUUUAAUCAGCGAUGAUGAUAGUCAAGUUAAUAGAAAUGAACAUGGACAUACUAGUGAAAGCGAAAAUAGUCAUGUUAAUGAAGACGAAUAUAACGAAGAUAAAGAUAAUUAUACUAGUGAAAAUGGUAGUUAUUUUAUUAGCGAUGAUGAGGAUAGUUAUUACAACAUAGGAGAAACUGACUAUGUUAAUGAAUGG
Racocetra persica is the source of this 368-nucleotide messenger RNA. Lineage: Eukaryota; Fungi; Glomeromycota; Glomeromycetes; Diversisporales; Gigasporaceae. The record is from the annotation of a GenBank genome assembly.